AUGGAGUUAGCUCUACCAAAGACGGUUAAGAAGGUACAGAGCCUGAAUGGAAAGGUAGCUGCAUUAAUCAGGUUCGUCUCAAUAGUAACGGAUAAAUGCCUACCUUUCUUUCGCACGUUGAGGAAGUCGUUUGAAUGGACGACUGAGUGCCAGCAAGUGGUUGAAAACUUGAAGGCAUAUCUUUCUUCUCCGCCAUUACUAAGCCCAUCUAAGACAAGGGAAAAAUUGUUCCUAUACGUUGUCGUCUCCCCAACUACUGUCAGUGUGGCUUUGGUCAGAGAAGAGGAUGGGGUGCAGAAGCCUGUAUACUUCACAAGCCGAGCACUUCGAGGAGUGGAAGAGCGGUACCCUCAGAUGGAAAAGCUCACUUUCGCGUUAGUAACUGUAGCGCGAAUGCUCAAGCCAUAUUUCCAGGCGCACACUAUGAUUGUCCUGAUAGAUAAGCCCCUAUGUAGAGAUAUGUGUUGCCCUGAAGCUGUAGGACGGAUGGCAUUAUGGGUAGUCGAGUUGAGUGAAUUUCACAUACAGUAUCGACUGUGUACGGCUAUGAAGGGGCAAGUAGUAUCUGAUUUCAUUGUGGAAUUCAUCCUCGUAGAAGGCCAGAGGGCAGAAGAGAUCCCACAAUGGAGCAUCCACACAGAUGGAUGGCCCAAUAAGCAACUAGGCGGAGUUGGUAUGGUACUUCAUAGCCCGGAAGGAGAUAAGAUCGAAUGCAUGGUCCAUUUGGACUUCCUUAUGACCAAUAAUGAAGUAAAGUACGAAGCCUUGAUAGUAGGGCUAGACCUCGCCAAGGCGGCAGGAGUUGAAAAUUUGGUUGUAUAUUGUGAUUUCCAAGUAGUAACCAGUCAGGUUAAUGGCGACUAUGAAUGCAAGAAUGAACGGAUGAAGAAGUACCUUAAGCAGGUGAAGGAUCGAAUUAAAAGCCUCCGAGUAAAAUUUGUUCAAAUCCCAAGGGAGGAGAACGAGCACGCUGACCGACUUGCUAAAGCUGCUUCAGCAAAACACAUGCUCAUCCCCAAUCAGGUAUUGUCCUUCGUUCAAAUCUCAUCAUUAAUAGACGAUAUCAGUGCACAGGAGAUAGGUCCUAAGAAUUAUUGGACGACACCAAUAGCCUCCUACUUGAGGGAUGGCGUGCUACUAGACGAUAAGGAGGCUGCAAGAAAGUUGAAGGUUCAAGCAGCUCGCUUCAUUUUGAUAAAAGACAUUCUAUAUAGGAGGGACUUCUCUCGACCGUACCUAAGGUGCCUCGUCCCUAAGGAGGCAGACUAUGUCAUGAGAGAAGUCCAAGAAGAAGUCUGUGGAAAUCACUCUAGAUCAUGA
Quercus robur (English oak) is the source of this 1320-nucleotide messenger RNA. RefSeq lists its product as uncharacterized. The transcript has a single exon. The record is from RefSeq and is a predicted model, not a curated record. Bases 1 to 1320 code for a protein of 439 amino acids. NCBI's taxonomy places the organism in Eukaryota, Viridiplantae, Streptophyta, Magnoliopsida, Fagales, Fagaceae. Gene Ontology annotation, molecular function: RNA-DNA hybrid ribonuclease activity; nucleic acid binding.